AUUGUGCAGAUGCUGCUGGCUGCCGGCGCAAAUGUCAACGCCGAAUGUGGAAUUUUCGGCAGUGCGCUGUCAGCAGCUGUGGCCAAAGACCAUGAUUCAAUUGUGCAGGCGCUGUUAUCUAAAAACGCCGAUGUCAAUGCUAGAAGCGUACACUGUGGAUCAGCACUGCUGUUAGCCACAAUCCAGGGGGAUGAGAAGAAGGUCCAGUUGCUGCUCUAUGAAAGAGCAGACGUCAAUGCAGAAGAUGCAGAUCUCGGGACUGCCUUGCUUGUGGCUUCCGAAGAUGGGCCUCUUGAAACAGUACGAGUCCUACUCGAUGGUGGUGCACAUGUUGAUGUACAAUGUGGAGAUGGCAGCAAUGCACUCUAUGCAUCCUCUUCU
Aureobasidium melanogenum CBS 110374 is the source of this 381-nucleotide messenger RNA. RefSeq names its product ankyrin. The annotation marks the transcript as partial. The transcript has a single exon. NCBI's taxonomy places the organism in Eukaryota, Fungi, Ascomycota, Dothideomycetes, Dothideales, Saccotheciaceae. Gene Ontology annotation, molecular function: protein binding. The record is from RefSeq and is a predicted model, not a curated record.